This is a messenger RNA of Didymodactylos carnosus, 270 nucleotides long. NCBI's taxonomy places the organism in Eukaryota, Metazoa, Rotifera, Eurotatoria, Philodinida, Philodinidae. The record is from the annotation of a GenBank genome assembly.
AUGACGAUAUUAAAUUCAAUGCAUAAAUAUCAGCCACGAUUACAUAUAGUGAAAACAAAUGAGUUAAUCAAAAUACCAUGGGCACCUUUUCGAACAUUUAUAUUCAAGGAAACACAAUUUAUUGCUGUAACAGCAUAUCAAAAUGAAAAAAUCACACAAUUGAAAAUUGACAAUAAUCCAUUUGCAAAAGGCUUUAGAGACAAUGGACAAGGCAAACGCGAUAAAAGUAGUUUAAUGACAACAAAUUAUCAUUAUGAUGAAGAAGAAUAG